AUGAAAGUUGAGUCAAUACUACCGACCCACACACUGACCUUUGCACAAGCAGACACACAGUGGCACUGCUUACAAGUGAGCAAUGCACAGGCAAUGCAUCGCUUCACUGUUGUCAGCUUUACCAAGUAUAACAGCCUAUCUAAAUAUGGCUUGUGGCCAUUGUUGUACUCAGAAGUUAAUGCAAAGACACAGCAUAAGCAAUGGCUGGUGAAGGACUGGAAAUUAAUCAAGCAUUAGAAAAACAAUGGGAGGCAAAGCGGACAUCAUUAUUUCUCACUUUGGAUGUUCCAGUUUCCUCAUGACCAAGACACCUGCUACUUUGCCCACUAUUAUCCUUACCCCUACUCCAAUCUGUAGGAGUAUCUGGGGGCCAUCUCUAAAGAUCCAGUGAAGUCCAAGUUCUUCAAGAUUCACAUCUUAUGCCAUUCACUGGCAGGAAACACCAUCAUCAUCAUCACCACCACCACCAUCCCCCUCCAAAAGGCAAGGAAGGCUGUGAUACUGACAGUGAGGGUGCAUCCAGGAGAAAUGAGUUCCUGGAUAAUGAAGAGCUUCAUGGAUUUCAUUCUUGGAAGCAAAGCUCAACUCCUGUGGGACAAUUUUAUCUUCAAAGUGGUACAAAUGUUGAAUCCAGAUGGUGUGAUUGUGGGAAAUCACCACUUUUUAACAGGCCAUGACUUGAAUUGCAAAUAUAGAUCUGUUGUAGAAGAAUGUUACCCUUCCAUCUGCUGUACCCAAAACAUGAUAAACACACAUGUGAAAGAUUUGGAGUGCAUAGGACAGCAUUUCCAUAAUGCUCUCAUAAACUACUGUGUAAACAACAAGCAGGAACACAAGAAGGUAGUGAAACAGCAAGCCAGGGUGAACUCCAAGGUCCUAAAUUUUGAUGUGUUAGACUGGAUUACCAACUCUGAGAGUCCCACCCCCAAUGCUAAAGGCAUUUAUGAAAAGUCAUCUGUGCAACAGGAGGCAGGAAGUGUGUGCCAUGAUAUGAUCCUGUCCAAAAGAAAAAAUUUUCAUUCAUCCAGCUUUAAUCUGUUCUCCAGAAGAUGAGGAAAAAAUGGUUAAAAUGUCUUCAAGACUGCAGAGAAGACUUUCAAUAUCACAAAGAGCAACUCAAAAAAGGAAGAAAGAAAAAUGAAGGAGAGGUUUCCCUCAAGAAACACAAGACCCAAGAAAACCAGAACAGCAAGCAAAGAUGUAAAUUUUGGAAAGAGAAAAUCUUGCCAGUCACAAGGCACACUGCAAUUCUCCCUUCUGCUACUGCCUGAGUCAAGGAACAGACAACAUGCCACAAAGCAUCAGGGUAUAGUUUGGAGCCCCAGUUCUUCAGCCAAUGAAGGUACAUGA
Chiroxiphia lanceolata (lance-tailed manakin) is the source of this 1350-nucleotide messenger RNA. RefSeq names its product ATP/GTP binding protein like 3 (gene AGBL3). Gene Ontology annotation, biological process: proteolysis. Gene Ontology annotation, molecular function: metallocarboxypeptidase activity; zinc ion binding. The record is from RefSeq and is a predicted model, not a curated record. Lineage: Eukaryota; Metazoa; Chordata; Aves; Passeriformes; Pipridae.